This is a messenger RNA of Salarias fasciatus (jewelled blenny), 1897 nucleotides long. RefSeq names its product wingless-type MMTV integration site family, member 10b (gene wnt10b). Gene Ontology annotation, cellular component: extracellular region. The coding region runs from base 4 to 1293 and encodes 429 amino acids. Gene Ontology annotation, molecular function: frizzled binding; cytokine activity. The transcript is spliced from 4 exons. The record is from RefSeq and is a predicted model, not a curated record. Lineage: Eukaryota; Metazoa; Chordata; Actinopteri; Blenniiformes; Blenniidae. Gene Ontology annotation, biological process: neuron differentiation; multicellular organism development; cell fate commitment.
AAAAUGGAGCUAUCAAACAAACUCCGCUGGGACCAAUUCCUGAUUUUGGCAGCGGCACUUAUGUCACCUGCGUUAACGGUGCUGUGUAAUGAUAUCCUCAGCCUGAAGGUGGCAGGAGAUCCAGUGCUUACCCCCAACUCUGUCUGCCUGAGGCUGGCAGGCCUCAGUAAGCGCCAAAUGCGGAUGUGUGUGCGCAACCCUGAUGUGACAGCGUCUGCUCUGCAGGGCAUCCAGGUGGCCAUCCAUGAGUGCCAGCACCAGCUCCGGGACCAGCGCUGGAACUGCUCCUCGCUGGAGGGCCUCGACAAGCUGCCCCACCACAGCACCAUCCUCAAGAGGGGUUUUCGCGAGAGUGCCUUCUCCCUGGCUUUGUUGGCAGCGGGUGUGGCUCACUCUGUGGCCUCGGCCUGCAGCAUGGGCAAGCUGCGGGGGUGCGGCUGCGAGGGCAAGCGACGCCAGGACGACGACAAGAUCCGGCUGAAGCUGACACAGCUGCAGCUGCAGACCCUGCAGAAGGGCGGGGUGGGCGUGGACCUCGCGCGCCCGUUGCCCCUGGAGCUGAACGGCCAUCACGGUAACCUGCCCGCCAACCUGCGCUCCGCCCACCCCUCCGGCCUGCUCAAGCCUCUGCCGGAUGAGCUGAGCUCCAUGCAGGACACCUGGGAAUGGGGCGGGUGCAGCCAUGACGUCCGCUUUGGGGACCGUUUCUCCAGGGACUGGCUGGACUCCCGCGGGUCUCCCAGAGAUAUCCACGCUCGCAUGAGGAUGCACAACAACCGGGUGGGACGGCAGAUCGUGACUGACAACAUGACGAGGAAGUGCAAGUGCCACGGCACCUCAGGGAGCUGUCAGUUCAAAACCUGCUGGCACGUGUCUCCAGAGUUCCGGCUUGUUGGCUCCUUGCUGAAAGAGAAGUUCCUCUCGGCCAUCUUUGUCAACUCUCAGAACAAGAACAACGGCGUCUUCAACCCUCGGAUGGAGAACAGCGCCAGCGGAAACUCCGGAGGGCUCGGCGGAGGGCGGCGCCGGAGCAUGUCCAGAGAGCUGGUGUACUUUGAGAAGUCUCCCGACUUCUGCGAGCACGACCCUUCCACGGACUCCCCGGGCACGCAGGGACGCAUCUGCAACAAGACCAGCCACGGCACGGACGGCUGCGGCUCGCUGUGCUGCGGCCGCGGCCACAACAUCCUCAAACAGACACGCAGCGAGCGCUGCAACUGUCGGUUUCACUGGUGCUGCUACGUGCUGUGCGAGGAGUGCCGUCUCACGGAGUGGGUCAACGUGUGCAAGUAGAUCCCGGUGAACUGCUCUAACCCAUCCGGGACUCAAGAUGGCGAGCCUUUUCCUUUCACCCCGCUCCUGUCGUCCCAGCUUUUGUUUUUGCUUCUUGUGCAACUGUUCCACAAAAUCUGUUUAUCCGCCCCUUUCCUUUUCUCAGUCGAUCAUCUGGGAUCUAUUUUCUCUGUGUAGCCGCUGUUAUUCUCGAAAUGCCAAGUCAGAGAUUGACGAGGUGACUCAUGUCAUUUGUCUUGCCACGGUCUGUUUAGACGCUGCCCUCCCAGCCAUGAAAACGACCUGUACCCCGUCUUUUCCAUUUCACAGAAAGAGAGACAUUUCUCUUCCCGUGUCUCCACGGUGACUCACCUUCCUGUACAGUAGCUGUGUAUUUCAAUGUGCACAUGUAUAUUUGUAAAUGUGUUAUUAAUAAUAUUAUAUUUCUAUUAGAGCCUGUUGUUUUGAUUGAACCAGCACUGUUAGACGGCCAGGUCUCGUUGCAGUAGGACGAACAUGUUAUCCACUCAUCCUGUUUGUAUAUUUUGCACCUGUAUCGCACAAACUGGAGAAUAUUUAGCAGUCAAGGUCGAACUCUUUCGAUUUAAAGCUUCUACUAAUUUAA